UUGUUUUACUUUUCACUUUUUUGCCAAGAGUUCACUUUUAAGAUUUAAAUUAGGGCGGGUGCGGGUGCGGGUGCCGUCUUCUCUAAACAUGAGUGGAGACGAAGUUAGAAUCCUGCGAGGCUACGAGCUCCGCCUCCUACGCUGCACCCUCCGUCCUCCACCGUCGCAUCCUUCUCCUCAUUCUCCACCGUCUGAUUGCAAUGCCUCAGAUUGUCCUCUCAAGGCUCUCAUCUCGGACAUCCUCAUCUCCAUCGAGACUGGAGACUAUAUUGGAGCUCUUUCCUCCAAGGCAGCUCGACUCGUCCUCGACUCGCCUGAGUCCGAGCUAUCUGAAACGCCCGAGCGAGCCUACUUGGAGUUACUGGAUCGAAUUCACUCGUUUUUAUCCAACGAUUCCGUGGAUGAUUCCGCCAAAGCCUUUAGAGUCGUUCUUGUUAUGUGCAUUGCUGUGGCUGCCUUUUUCUACUUCACUCAGAGUAAUUUGACUGGGCCAGUGGAGGGAUUAUUGAAGCGUCCUUUGCCGAUGAAGGCGUGGUGGGAAGGUGGUGGAAUGGAAGAGUGGGAGAAUUGGGCGAGGAAUGAGCUAAUGGCUGCUGGCUCUGAUUUGCUUGGCAAAUUCUCUUUUCUCCAGUACAUUGUUUUUGCUAAAAUGUUGCUUCUGAAGACAAGAGACUUGUUAUUUGAAGCAACUAUGAUGUCUACAUUUGGAAUUAGAAGCAUUUCCUGGUGGCUGUUUCGAUUCCUACUUUUUCACCAAAGAAUUUUGAGUGAGCGGUCUUCUUCUUUGUUUGACUUAUUGCAAGUAUUUAUGGGUGAGACUUUACAUCAUUUUGGAACUUUGGAAAAUGUGACAAGUUAUUGGGGUGCAAAGUUGCUUGAUGGAGAAGUGACAACUAUUGUGUCAGUCGUACAUUUAGAAGCAGGAGUGCUGGAAUACCUUUAUAGCCGACCUGAUCCUUGCAGGCAACAUUUUGAGUCAGCUUUAAUGGCAGCUAGCCUUCAGCUCUCUGUUACCGGGGUCCUUGGAUUACGUACUGUACAUCAGGUAGAACCAAAAGCCCAAAUGGUAUUGGUUACAAACAAAAGCUCGAAGAGUAGUAAUGAUACAUGCACCUCAUCAAGUCCUGGCUUGAAGUCAUAUUGUUCGAGCAUCCACAAAGACUCUGACAUAUUUAUAGCCCCAAAACUGUUAGAGAAUGGUAACCAUUGUGGAAACAAUGGACAAUGCUUUCAAAAUUGUGACAAUGCUGGUGCCCCUUUAACGGCAGUACAGCAGGCUGUGGUCUUAGCCCAAUGCCUUCUAAUUCUAUCAAGUACCCGACAAGAUGAAAUGCAAGGAUGGGAUAUGGCUCCAUACAUAGAGGCAAUUGAUUCUCAGCAGUCGUCAUACUUCAUCUUACGAUGUUUCUGUGAUAUUUUACGGAUUCGUUGGGAGUCAACUCGCAGUCGCACAAAGGAGCGUGCAUUUCAGAUGAUGCAUAACCUGGUUGAGAGGAUUAAUAAGGCUUCUCUUGGAGUUUCACAAAGGCUUCCUUUUUGUUAUGUCGUUGAUAUCCUAACAAUACCUACUAUCAGAAAGGAAUAUGGUGAGCUUUUAGUUAGCUGCGGCUUGAUUGGAGAGGCAAUUAAAAUUUUUGAGGAUAUAGAGUUAUGGGAUAAUCUAAUAGAAUGCUACCGCCUGUUAGGAAAGAAAGCAGCUGCUGUUGAACUCAUUAAGACAAGACUCUCUGAGAUGCCCAAUGACCCAAGGUUAUGGUGUUCAUUGGGUGACAUUACAAAUGAUGAUGCCUGUUUUGAGAAAGCAUUGGAAGUGUCGCAUGAUAGGUCAGCCCGAGCUAAGCAAUCUCUUGCCUGUAGCGCGUAUGCUAGAGGAGACUAUCAGACAGCUAAGAUACUCUGGGAGUCUGUCAUGGCCUUGAAUUCUUUGUAUCCGGAUGGAUGGUUUGCUCUUGGUGCUGCUGCAUUGAAGGCUAGAGAUGCUGAAAAGGCCCUUGAUGCUUUUACUCGUACUGUUCAACUUGAUCCUGAAAAUGGGGAGGCGUGGAAUAAUAUCGCUUGUUUGCAUAUGAUUAGGAAGAAGAGCAAAGAGUCCUUCAUUGCGUUCAAGGAGGCCUUGAAAUUUAAACGUGACAGCUGGCAGUUGUGGGAAAACUACAGUCAUGUUGCUUUGGACGUUGGCAAUAUCUUUCAGGCCCUGGAAGCUGUUAAGAUGGUGUUGGCUGUGACCAACAAUAAAAGAAUUGAUGUUGAAUUACUGGAUAGAAUUAUACAAUAUCUGGAGGAAAGUUCUUCACUUAGUCACUCAACAGUGAUCAAUGGUGAUUAUUGUGCCAAUAAAGUCUGUACAGGUUCACGAACUGGUUCUGUCAAUAAAUUAGCAAAUGCAGAGAAAAAUAUAACAAAGUCGCGAGAAAACGAGCAUUUGGUGGAAUUUCUUGGGAAAAUUCUACGACAGAUAGUUAGACAUGAGAGCAAUGCAGAGUUGUGGGGCUUAUACGCAAGGUGGCAUAGAAUUAAUGGUGACCUCACAAUGUGCUCCGAGGCACUCUUAAAGCAAGUCAGAUUGUAUCAGGGAUCUGAUUUGUGGAAAGAUGGAGACCGCUUUAAAAGGUUUGCGCAUUCAUCCUUGGAACUUUGUAAGAUUUACAUGAAUAUUUCUUCCUCCACUGGUAGUCAUCGAGAACUCCUUAUAGCGGAGAUGCACCUGCAGAACGUACUAAAACAGGGAAGGAGCUUUUCAGGCAUGAAAGAAUUCAGGGAUCUUGAAGCUUGCUUGGAUGAAGUGAAGAUGAAACUCAAAUCAAAUUCAGUGCUUGCUUAAAUGGAAAAUUUCUCAAGUUUCAUGUAUCAUCCUAGUGUUGUGCAAUUAUUAUUAUUGUUUCUUUAAGCGUAACCAUAAUUUAUGCUGAUCCUAACUAAUUUGUUAGAUAAGCAACGUAUGCAUUGCACUGAUUUAAUUUAUGCUGGAUUUGCAACGUUUCACAUUAUAAUAUAUAGCAGACAUUUAUAGAAUAGACAUUUGCAUUUUUC
Durio zibethinus is the source of this 3030-nucleotide messenger RNA. RefSeq lists its product as uncharacterized. NCBI's taxonomy places the organism in Eukaryota, Viridiplantae, Streptophyta, Magnoliopsida, Malvales, Malvaceae. The record is from RefSeq and is a predicted model, not a curated record. Gene Ontology annotation, molecular function: protein binding.